Monoraphidium neglectum is the source of this 186-nucleotide messenger RNA. RefSeq lists its product as hypothetical. The coding region runs from base 1 to 186 and encodes 61 amino acids. The record is from RefSeq and is a predicted model, not a curated record. Gene Ontology annotation, molecular function: monooxygenase activity; heme binding; oxidoreductase activity, acting on paired donors, with incorporation or reduction of molecular oxygen. The transcript has 2 exons. NCBI's taxonomy places the organism in Eukaryota, Viridiplantae, Chlorophyta, Chlorophyceae, Sphaeropleales, Selenastraceae.
AUGGCGUACGGCUACGGCCCCCACGAGUGCAUCGCGCGAGAGCUGUCGCUCGCUGAGCUGGCGGCCGCGUUCUCCGGCCUGCUGCGCCGCCUGCCCGGGCUCAAGCUGGCGGUGAGGCCCGAGGAGCUGCAGUGGAGCGACCCCACCCGGGACGUCGGCCUCGCCAAGCUGCCCGUCACCUGGUGA